GUCUGGUCAUGUUGGUAAUGAAGGAAUUCGUUCGGUUGGUAGUAGAAGUUACUUUUUGAUAAGGCGUGUAUUUUUGUCAUAAAACUGGUUUUAUUUAAUAAUUUUAAACAAAAGACUUUUGUAAUAAGGCUAUUUACGUGAAAUAUUUAUUCGUUAUUUAUAUACAAACGUCCUCAAGUUCCAUUUUAACAGUUGGAUCGCUCCGAAUAGUUUAAGAAGUUUAUUGAUCCUUUUAAGAUUAGAUGUUCCUGUUAUGGUGAAUAGGCAAUAUCAAGCGCUGUGAUGUCCUAUCCAACGAGACCUACAUUAGGCAUUCCCAUGCCUGGGAUGGCAUACAUGUCCAUGACCGCGCCGCCUCCGUUAAUGCCGGCGGUCAUGCCGGUUCCACAUAUGCUGCCCGUUCAAGUAACUUCCACGCCCCAACAAAUUCGAGCGUUCCCGAAACUUAACGCGACUCGCGAGCAAAUUAAGCAGUUGGCAGGUCCCGCGGUUACAGUUUUUGUCGGAAACAUAACGGAAAGGGCUCCCGACACGAUGGUAAGACUGAUUUUGGGAGCGUGCGGACACGUGAUCAGCUGGAAGCGCGUGAAGGCGUUCGGUUUCUGCGAACUAGCCGGUCCCGACGCGGGAUUAAGGACCGUUCGCCUCUUACAUGAUAUGCCCGUCGGUGAUAGGCGACUUGUCGCGAAAGUCGACGCAAAAACAAAAACGAUUCUUGACGAAUACAAAGAGAGGCGGAAAAGGCAGAGGGCCGAGCAGCGAGGCUCGUCGCCCUUGCAGGACGAACCUCAGGACGAAGACCACCUGGACGAGGAAACGCUGGCGCUCGAUGCGGUCGCCGUCGAGAGAAUCAAGCAGAUACUCAUCGAGCACGAGGACGAAAUGAGAAACUUUGAAAUGAAAAAAGAAGAGGAAGUGUUGCAAAAAACAAACAAAGUGCUCGACGAAGCCGACGUCGAGGAGGAAAAGAGGGACCUAAUCACCCGAGAGAUCGGUAAAUUCCGGGAGAUAAUGAAGAAACAAGAAGAAGAGAAGGAGGUGACGCGACGCAAGGAGAAGGAGAGAGGGACCGAACCUAGAGAGUCGUCGCACUCGCCGAGUCCGAAAAGGAAAGAGAAGGAGGAGAAGAAGCGGCGACGAUCGAGGUCACGGUCAGUUAAGAAGGAGGAUAGCGCAAAGGUUCAACACGUACAUUUCAGAUCAAGAGAUGAGCGCAGCAAAGAGCGGGAGCGCGAGAGGGAGAAAGAGCGCGAACGCGAAAGGGAGCGUGAGCGCGAAAGGGAACGCGAGAGAGAGCUUAGAGAUCGCGAGCGUGAGCGCGAGAGAGAUAGAGACAGGGGGGAACGCGAGAGGGAUAGGGAUCGAGAUCGAGAUCGUGAGGAUCGAGAUAAAAGUAAAAGCUCCAAAGAGUUGCUAAAGGAAAAAGAAAUCGAGGAGGAGUUGAAGGAGAAGAAGAAAUGCGAGAGAAGGGCGAGAGAGAAGGAGGCCGCCUACCAAGAGCGCUUGCGCGCGUGGGAGACGCGCGAGCGUCGAAAAGCAAAAGAGUACGAAAAGGAAAGAGAAAAGGAACGGCUCAAAGAGGAAGAACGCGAAAGGGACGCAAAGAGGCUCAAGGAGUUCUUGGAGGACUACGACGACGAACGUGACGACGUCAAAUUUUACAAAGGGGGUCAGCUGCAAAAGAGGUUAAGCGAAAGGGUCAAAGAAUCCGAGGCGGACAAUCGCGAUAGACUGAAGGAGAAGGAGGAAAUGGAAGAGCUCAAAAACAAGAUUUUCGCGAGCGGCCUCGAAGAUCCGAGCGCCGAAUUCGAGCGAGCGAAGAAGGAACGUGAAGAUCAGUAUAAACCAAAGUUACUAAUAGAUGUAAAUCUAGAUCAGUGGCGGCAGCGUGAACGGGAGAGGGAGCGGGAAAUUGAGCGACAGCGGGCGCGGGAGCGUGACCGCGAUCGCGAAGUCGAACGGGAAUUAAAUCGACAACGAAUGAAAGAAGAGAGAGAAAGUGCGAAUUUUAGGUACGUUGUCCAGCAAGCCGCUCAGGAGCUGGCGGCCGUACAAGCCGAGCCGAUCGAUAGCGAUAGUGACGUAGACGACCACCGUAGCCCGCCCCCACCUGUAGAUACCAGCUCGGAAAGUCGCGGCGAAUCAUGGACACAAGUGCAAGUCGGAGACGAGGACUCCCGGCAGUCGGUUCCUAUGGUGACAGAAGACGCCGCCCCUCCUCCGACCGGCAUCGGAAUCAAACUCACAUUAUCGAAACCGGCCGGUUUACACAGUCCGCCGCGCAACGAUAGCAAACGAAAAAAGGCCGACCUACGCGAGGUGUUCAAUCCGGACGAGGAUGAUUCGAGUACGUUGGUUAAGAAACGCAAACUGGUCCCGUUGGAUUACAGCGAGGACAAGAAGAAUAAGAAGGACAAGGAGAACGGCGACAAAAACUCCGAAGACACAAUUAAAUCUCAGGAGGAGAAACGAAGGCACAUCAAGUUGCUAAUAGAAAAGAUACCUACGGAAAAGAGCGCGCUCUUCGCGUAUCAAUUGGAUUGGUCGGUCAUCGAUAAUUCGUUGAUGGAGAAGAAAAUUCGACCGUGGAUUAACAAAAAAAUCAUAGAGUAUAUAGGCGAACCGGAACCGACAUUGGUCGAUUUCAUUUGUUCAAAGGUACUCGCUGGAUCUCAACCACAGGUCAUAUUAGAAGAUGUACAAAUGGUAUUAGAUGAAGAAGCCGAAGUAUUUGUCGUGAAAAUGUGGAGGUUGUUAAUUUAUGAAGUAGAAGCUAAAAAAUUAGGUUUGGUUAAGUAGUAACUUGAGUCUAUCUACAUGUCGUCCUCUUUUAUAAAUAAUUGUAAAAUUACAGAAUAAAAGAAUUUCAAAAUAU
Photinus pyralis (common eastern firefly) is the source of this 2875-nucleotide messenger RNA. Its product is annotated as RNA-binding protein 25. Gene Ontology annotation, cellular component: spliceosomal complex. Gene Ontology annotation, molecular function: mRNA binding. The transcript is spliced from 10 exons. Gene Ontology annotation, biological process: mRNA processing; regulation of alternative mRNA splicing, via spliceosome. NCBI's taxonomy places the organism in Eukaryota, Metazoa, Arthropoda, Insecta, Coleoptera, Lampyridae. The coding region runs from base 283 to 2799 and encodes 838 amino acids. The record is from RefSeq and is a predicted model, not a curated record.